Messenger RNA from Prosopis cineraria, 813 nucleotides. RefSeq lists its product as uncharacterized. The coding region runs from base 10 to 579 and encodes 189 amino acids. The record is from RefSeq and is a predicted model, not a curated record. The transcript is spliced from 3 exons. NCBI's taxonomy places the organism in Eukaryota, Viridiplantae, Streptophyta, Magnoliopsida, Fabales, Fabaceae. Gene Ontology annotation, molecular function: zinc ion binding; nucleic acid binding.
UAUGAUGAAAUGUGCAUAAAACUACAAGUAGUAGCUCGCAGUAAGAAGGAGGUUGAGAGAGAGAAGAGGGGUUAUUCAUAUAGUAGACCCCCAACCUACCCUCGACCCACCGGAGGCAUUAUGAAGAAAAACCAUCAGGGUUCGAGUAGCUCAUGGAACCAAGGAAGGCAGAAGGGUCCAUUUCAAAUGGGCCAAGGACAGAGGAGCUAUCAUAGUAGUUAUUACGGGUCACAGAGGAGCCCAACAGUAUCUACCCCUGCCCCGAGUACAGCGAGCUCUCAACAGUGCACUAAAUGCGGGCGUCGUCAUUUCGGACAGUGCUGGAUCUGUUACAUUUGUGGGAAACCCGGUCACAUUGCAAAGUUUUGUGGGGACAACCAGGGCUCAAAUAUGAAGAACCCUUCCCAACAUCCUACUGUCUCUGGUCGUGUGUUUGCUCUUACUCAGGACACCAUGAACUCCCCAGAUGCCAUUAGAGAUUAUAUUGACAAAGAUAGUGGUGAAAAAGGAGUUGUGAAGGGGAACUUGUUAUUCAAGACACAAGGAGCGAAUCCGGCCGAGAAAGCACCAGAGGUGUAAUUAUGGUGUAUGAGACACCAUCUUUUACGUUGCCUCUUAUUUUGAAUUAUACAAUGUAUCUUGUACCAACUUAGGACAUAUCUUGUCUAUGGAGCAUGUAAACUCUAAUCCUUUUUAUUAAAUGCAUUUAUAUGUCCAAGAGGAUUAUGUCUGUCCCUUUUGAUUCAUGACCUAAUUUAAAUAACAUGCUAUGAGGAUCAUGUCUGUCCCUCAUGGUUCUAAUUGCUUUUUGAG